AUGGCGGAUGCUGUCGUCUUGCUUCUGUUCCUUGUGCUCAGCCACAGCUUGUCCUGUUCUUCUUCUCCUACUACUAGUGUCCCUGUCGUCCGUGCAGCAGUAGACGCGGAACACGACUACACAUUCGUGGCGAUCAGCUCGCUGAAGCCCAAAGCUGCUUGCACCGGACACAGGGUGUCUCCACCUCAUGGUCACCAGAACGCCACGUGGCUACGACUGAGUCUCUCCCAUGGCCCCUGCUCGCCGCCGUCGUCGCACCGCCGCAAGGGGCCGUCAUUGGCCGAGCUGCUACGGCAGGACGAGCUCCGCGUGCAAAACAUCCAGAUGACGCUGCUGUCUGCUGGUGAUGACGACAAUGCCGCCGACGAAGAGAAGGUCAAGAAGCGCCCGGCGAAAAGCACCACAACCGCUAUGGAACACGGGCCCGUAGUCGACGUCAACGUCGGCUCAGCAAGUAGCAUUUCCACGGUACUACGAACGAAACUAUUUUUUUCUUAG
Messenger RNA from Miscanthus lutarioriparius, 498 nucleotides. The record is from the annotation of a GenBank genome assembly. NCBI's taxonomy places the organism in Eukaryota, Viridiplantae, Streptophyta, Magnoliopsida, Poales, Poaceae.